CACUCACCACCCUGUUCCUCCCCCUCACCUACACCUCCCCUCCCCCUCGCUCCCGAGCGAGAACCCGCUGCCGUUCGAUCUUGCGGGCCGGGUUGGGGAAUUUUGCUGACUCGGAUGGGGAAUUUUGCCGGCUCGGUUGGGGUUACUACUGAUGUUCGACUUCGAGUUGGUUACUACUGAUAUCUCCUACUUACAAGUCUUACUGAUCUCCUACUUACAAGCCUUACUGAUCUUCUACCACUUACUGAUCUCCUACUUACAAGUCUCACUGAUCUUUGACUUUGAGUUACGUAGUUACUAUCAAUCUCGCGUAGUGUAGUGUACUGAUCUCGCGUAGUGUAGUGUACCAAUCUCGCGCGGUGUACUGAUCUCGCGCGGUGUACCGAUGUCGAUCUCGGCCUGCCUUCUACUUUACGUACCCAGCCUGUUAGCUACUUUACUGUCCUGGCCUGUUAGCUACUUUACUGUCCUGGCCUGUUAGCUACGUUGCUGACCCGGCCCGUUACCUACUUUACUGACACUCCCCUCCCUCGCCGACUCGCCCCUCCCGUGUCUCCCGACUCGCCCCUCCCGGGUCUCCCACCUCGGUCGGUCUGCCACUGAUCUCCCCUGACGUGGUCAGUCCCUAAUCCCCCGACGUGUCUCUAAUCUCCCUCGACGCGGGCUGUCUACGUGACUACGUGCGAG
This is a messenger RNA of Schizophyllum commune H4-8, 687 nucleotides long. RefSeq lists its product as uncharacterized. The record is from RefSeq and is a predicted model, not a curated record. Lineage: Eukaryota; Fungi; Basidiomycota; Agaricomycetes; Agaricales; Schizophyllaceae. The annotation marks the transcript as partial. The transcript has 5 exons.